AGCCUGUACCGAAGGAAAUGUUUAUGUGUGAUGCGGCAUAAAUUCGAAAACAUUGCAGAAAAGAAAUGACGGUCCUGUUCAUUUCUAGUAAAGUUUUUGAUUUCUAAUUUUCUGUAAAACUUUCACUUUUGAUUUCGGCUCCUUUGUUGUUAAUCGCAUUACAUACAUAAAAAAUAUGAGUGGAGAAAACUAUCGUAGUGCAACCAAAUCCCACGAUCCAGGCUGGAACGAUCCCCCAAAGCUUGGCUACAGUCCCUCGGUGGCUAGUCCGGGCCAACCUACGAAGCUAAAUCUGAACAAGCGAGUUGCCUUUCCCGUGGCGACCGCUAACAGUGUUCCACCUCCACCAACAUCCGGGGAGAGUUCGCUUCCACAAUUUAUUCCCGCUGCUUCAGGGCCCCCACCACCGGUGUCCACCAGUAGUAAUCCUCAACACAUCAUAGGGACACCACCCAAAUCAAAAGGGGCCAGCCAAACUUUGGUCUCACAGGAGACGUGCAGUUCUCAGGAUAGCAAUGAGUAUCCGGCAGGGCCGGAAAUGCUUCUGUACGUUAGCGAAACUUUGGAGAAGUGUGUGCUGAAUUUAGAAACCCCGAAGCAAGCAGAUAUCCGGAAACGAUUGUCUGCCAUCGAACGGAGCUGGACGGAAGAGAAGCUCAGCCAGCCGUUGGCACAAAAAUUGUAUCGAUUUGCACAAGCACUAACGGACUGCAAGGCAACCGAAGCGAAUGAAAUCCACCGUUCGAUAGUGGUGGACCACGGGCGAGACUGCGUUCAGUGGGCACCAGCCCUGAGACAGCUGGUGAUGACACUGCCUAAACCAGACGAAGUUCUAACUGAAGAGACAAUUAUGAAACCUAUCUAAAGUUAAUUAUGUAGCCAAUUUAUACAUUUCUUUCGCUAAGAAUAAAGCUCUAUAUUUUUUCGAAAA
Molecule: messenger RNA, 931 nt
Organism: Wyeomyia smithii (pitcher-plant mosquito)
Lineage: Eukaryota; Metazoa; Arthropoda; Insecta; Diptera; Culicidae
Product: steroid receptor RNA activator 1-like
Exons: 3
Coding region: 176-865 (229 amino acids)
Biological process (GO): regulation of transcription by RNA polymerase II
Cellular component (GO): nucleus
Source: RefSeq, a predicted model, not a curated record